AGCGUCCGCGCAUUGUUUACAUUUUCCCCUUUGUUCGCUGGAAAUUCCGCCAAAAUGUCCAAAAAACGGUCCAAAAGCACCGAGAGCCGGAACCUGCGGGCGCUGAUCGACGAGCAGCUGACGGCGGCCGCUGAGGAGAUCUUCUGGCUGCUGAAGGAGCGCAGACAGGCGGGUAUGGAGGAGCUGAAGCAGCUGGUGGCGGAGCGGAUCACCGCGGCCGUGGAACACAUCUUCACCGAGUUUGAAGCGACCAGAGCGGCGGAGAGAGGACCAGAGGAGCCCGAGCUGUGUCUGUCCGUUGGCGUCAGGAGUCUCUCUGCUGACAAACAUCUGAGGCAGAACGUCUCUGUGGACGACCAACUGAAGGAACAUCUGCCCGGCACUUCCUCCAGACCAGAGGACGCUACCGACCACCACGCCGCCUCUUCAGAUGAUCCAGCUGGUGAGGAGGAAGAGGACGAAAACGACGAAGAGGCGACAGCUCACUGCUGCAGAGUGUGCGGGAAAUCCUUCGACAGGAAAGGCUUUCUGAUGAAACACGUGGAGAAACACUUGAAGGAGGGGGAGUGUCUCUGCGGUCUGUGUGGCGAGCGUUUGGAGUCCAGUGACAGUUUGAGGCUGCACCUUCAAACACACCGCGACACCAGCAGGACCUGUGACAUCUGCGGCAAGAAGUUCCCCUCGAUCCGAGCUCAGGAGACGCACCUGAGGCUGCACACUGGAGAGAAACCCUUCAGCUGCCACGUCUGUGGCAAAGUCUUCAACCAAAAGGGAAAUAUGGUGACACACAUGAGGAUCCACACGGCAGAGAAACCGUUCAGGUGCACCAUCUGCCACAAAGAGUUCAGCCACACCGGCUCUCUGGAGCGACACAUGAAGGCCCACGACGGGCAGACGCCGUUCAGCUGCAAAGUCUGCGGGAAAGGCUUCAGCAAGAGCGCUGAGCUGAGGCGGCACAUCCGGAGCCAUGAGUCCGACAACACGGCAGUGGUCAGCAGGCGCAGGAAACCGAGUCUGACUCCUUCACAUUGCUGCAAGGUCUGUGGGAAUGCCUUUCACAAUAAAGGUAACUUUGUGCGGCACGCAGAGACUCAUUUCAACGAUCCUGAAUGUCGCUGUGGCGUCUGCGGAGAGCGGUCCGAGUCCUCCGAGAGUCUGCAGCUUCACAUCCAGGGCCACAGAGAGACCAGCAGGAUCUGUGACAUCUGUGGCAUCAGCUUCAGGGACAUGGAGAUCCACAUGAGGACGCACACCGGCCAGAAACCCUUCAGCUGCAAAGACUGCGGCAAGGACUUCCCUAGGAAAGGCUCUCUGGAGAGACACAUGAAGUUGCAUGCCGGCGAGAGGCCGUACAUCUGCGAGUUCUGCGGGAAGACUUUCAUAGAAAACACCGUCCUAAAGAGACACAUCAAGAGCCACACGGGAGGGAAGCCGAGGAUUUAUUCCUGCGAUGACUGUGGCAAGAAGUUCACCAUGAGUCAGCAUCUGGAUGUGCACAAGAGGAUCCACACUGGGGAGAAACCGUACACCUGCAGGGUCUGCGGGAAAAACUUCCGGCAGAUCGGUAACCUGGACUCCCACAUGAGGAUCCACACGGGCGAGAAGCCGUUCAUCUGCAGCCUCUGUGGAAAGAGGUUCCGCCAGAAGAUCUCGCUGGAGACGCACGAGAGGUUCCACAAGAAGGAGAAAUCGUUCAGCUGCCAGCUCUGCAGCAAGGGCUUCGUCCAGAAGAUCGACCUGAAGAGACACAUGUUCACGCACACCGGGGAGAAACCGUACAGCUGCCGGGUCUGCGGGAAGAGGUACCAGGAGAAACGCUCGGUGGACUCGCACAUGAAGGUCCACACCGGAGAGCGAGCCACGAAAGAUUCAGCUGUGACGCCAAACCUGAAAUGCCAGGAAGGAGUUCACACUGAUUUCAUCCAGCUGUGACUGUGCAGAGAAACUGAAAUCAUUCAGUCUGUAACAUCUGUGAGACGUCAGCAGUCACACAGUCAGGCUCAGGUCCGUCCCUCCGGCUCAGAGAGUUUUACUACACAAAUAAAAGUCUUUUUUCAUGUUAAAUAGUCCCAGGACAUAGUUAAUUUCUGCUGAAGGAACUUUUCCAGGUGUCCCAGAUUUUUAGGAACUUCGGUUCUUAUAGAUUUAGAUCCAGGUCCCCAGCAAGUCCCUGCUCUGGAAGUAGGUGUCCGGGUGAAGUCUGCAAAGGGGACGUUUAGUUCCUGUAGCUCCUUCAUCUGCAUUUCACUGCAAGACCUUAAUAAAACAGCAUUUCCAAGUUCUAGGUACUCUUGUGUUUAAGAAGUUAGAGAUAUUCAGCUCAGCAAACUCCACCCUGAAAGUUCCUGAACCCCCCCACAGUCCUGACCCUGGAGCUUGUUCCAUGUGGAAUAUGUAACAUUGAUCUCUUGGUUCAAACGACAGCUUUUUGUCUGAAUAAAAUGAAUGUGUUUUUACAGUUCUGGAUCCAGGGAGUCGACCACACCGUGAUGCAGUAUGGUGAGGUCAUACGGAGAGGCGUGUCUUAGCUGUCCUGUCAUUCUCACACAGUGAAAUCCAGUCACAACCAGUUUCCAACAAGCAGACACCCGAAAUGCUUCUGAUCGUUCUGACUGUCUGAAUCUCCUUCAUGUCAGAAAUCGCAGUGAUUUAAUAGAGAUGAAGCAGUUUUCUACUACAUCAGUGUUCCUCACAGCUGAAUUCAGACUCUUCACUGGUCCAAAGAUUUGUGCCUGAACCCAAAAAGACCCAGAAACGGCUCAUAUUUGUGCUUUUUGAUUGUUUUGAUGAAUUGUCUUUCUGUUUGCUGUGAACCUGUGGACGCACUGAGAAGUGUCACCGUUGUCCUGAAUUAAAGCCUCAGCAGCAGAAUAAAGUUUUAAAAUCCAUCAGUGAUGCAGCCUGAGAGAGAACAAACAGUCGUCUUCCUUUAUAUCGUUCGAACGGUUUUUCAGCAGUCACAUGACUAAUGUGAUAAAUGUCACGUGAUAACGUGAUUAACAUAAAGGUCCCGUCAACACACGGGUGAAGACAGAAAUGUAACGUAUUCAGUGAGAACAGGAAGAAAACCAGAACAGAUGCUGGUUCUGGUUUUGGUUCUUCUGGUCAAAUUAAGGGACCUUCCUGUGCUGGACUAAGAAAGCAGUCUGAAUGUACAAACGGUCCGUUCAUUAUUAUUUGAUCCCUUUAUGUUUCUGACUGAAGUUUGGUUUCAUUGUUUGUUUAAAAUCUCAGUGUUUCAUUUAGUAAAGCAGAAAUUAUUGAAUCAAUCGAACAAUUAUUAGGUACAAAGAUCUGAAUCAUAAAUGAAUCAAUGUUUCUGUUAUUAAACCUGAAAAUGAGUCAGAACUCAGAUAAAGAACAGAAAUGUUUGUUUGUUUUCUGUUGAUGUGAACAAAUAUUAAUAAAAAUAUUUCAG
Chelmon rostratus (copperband butterflyfish) is the source of this 3418-nucleotide messenger RNA. RefSeq names its product gastrula zinc finger protein XlCGF57.1-like. Bases 55 to 1932 code for a protein of 625 amino acids. Lineage: Eukaryota; Metazoa; Chordata; Actinopteri; Chaetodontiformes; Chaetodontidae. The transcript has 2 exons. The record is from RefSeq and is a predicted model, not a curated record.